Messenger RNA from Arachis ipaensis, 1548 nucleotides. Its product is annotated as histone acetyltransferase of the MYST family 1. Gene Ontology annotation, molecular function: histone acetyltransferase activity; chromatin binding; transcription coregulator activity. Gene Ontology annotation, biological process: regulation of transcription by RNA polymerase II. The record is from RefSeq and is a predicted model, not a curated record. Gene Ontology annotation, cellular component: chromatin; nucleus. NCBI's taxonomy places the organism in Eukaryota, Viridiplantae, Streptophyta, Magnoliopsida, Fabales, Fabaceae.
CCACUCCCGCCGGAAACGGCAAAUCUCUGGCCACGGACGGCACUGCACGCGUUCCUCCUCCGGAGAUGACGUCGGAGAAGCCGCCGGAUUCGGACUCAUCGAAGCGCCGGAGAUCGUCGGUGCUUCCCCUGGAGGUCGGGACGAGGGUUAUGUGCCGGUGGAGGGACGGCAAAUACCACCCUGUCAAGGUCAUCGAACGCCGCAAGGUUUCUUCCAGUGACCCCAACGAUUACGAGUAUUACGUUCAUUACACAGAGUUUAAUAGAAGGCUUGAUGAGUGGGUGAAGCUCGAGCAGCUUGAUCUCGAGUCAGUAGAGGCUGUUGUUGAUGAGAAAGUGGAGGAGAAGGGGGCAACAGGCUUGAAGAUGACACGCCACCAGAAGAGGAAGAUUGAUGAGACACAUGUAGAGGGCCACGAGGAGCUUGAUGCUGCCAGUUUGCGAGAACACGAAGAAUUUACCAAAGUGAAAAAUAUAGCUACUAUUGAACUUGGAAGAUAUGAGAUUGAGACAUGGUACUUCUCCCCCUUCCCACCAGAAUACAACGACUGUUUGAAGCUGUACUUUUGUGAGUUUUGCCUCAAUUUCAUGAAACGGAAAGAACAGCUUCAGAGGCAUAUGAGAAAAUGUGAUCUUAAGCAUCCCCCUGGUGAUGAAAUAUACAGAAGUGGUACCCUGUCAAUGUUUGAGGUUGACGGGAAGAAGAACAAGGUUUAUGGCCAGAAUCUGUGUUAUUUGGCAAAGUUGUUUCUUGAUCACAAGACCCUCUAUUAUGAUGUAGACCUAUUUCUGUUCUAUGUUUUGUGUGAAUGUGAUGAUCGAGGAUGCCACAUGGUUGGCUAUUUCUCUAAGGAAAAACAUUCCGAGGAAUCCUACAAUUUGGCAUGUAUCCUCACGCUUCCACCUUACCAAAGGAAAGGUUAUGGCAAAUUUCUAAUAGCCUUCUCAUAUGAACUUUCCAAGAAGGAGGGCAAAGUUGGCACGCCAGAAAGACCCCUUUCAGAUCUUGGACUGCUAAGCUACAGAGGAUAUUGGACCAGGGUUCUCUUGGACAUUCUGAAAAAGCACAAGGGUAACAUUUCCAUCAAGGAGCUAAGUGAUAUGACUGCCAUUAAAGCCGAAGAUAUAUUGACAACUCUUCAGAGCCUAGAAUUGAUCCAAUACAGGAAAGGACAGCAUGUUAUUUGUGCAGAUCCUAAGGUUCUUGAUCGCCAUCUUAAAGCUGCUGGUAGAGGGGGUCUUGAGGUUGAUGUUAGCAAAUUGAUCUGGACCCCUUACAAGGAACAAAGUUGAGGCAAGAGCUACCUACUAUUUAUGUAACUUUGAUGAACUUGUAUAUAUAGAUUUUAGGUUAGGUUGGUUAGUUGUUUUAGCACUACCCCCUUUGUGUAUUAACAAAUAACAAAUACAUGGUCUUGUAAAGAUCUUAGCUGAGCUUAGGAACACACUGAUUGUUAUAAGCUGAAUCAUUCUUACCUGUUUAAAUUCAUGACUCAAUGUAUUUGUGCUUAAUUUCAACAAAAGGAAAAGAGAAUACUUGGAAAUCGAC